Messenger RNA from Zingiber officinale, 2705 nucleotides. RefSeq names its product neutral/alkaline invertase 1, mitochondrial-like. Gene Ontology annotation, biological process: sucrose catabolic process. Lineage: Eukaryota; Viridiplantae; Streptophyta; Magnoliopsida; Zingiberales; Zingiberaceae. Gene Ontology annotation, molecular function: endo-alpha-N-acetylgalactosaminidase activity; sucrose alpha-glucosidase activity. The coding region runs from base 142 to 2046 and encodes 634 amino acids. The record is from RefSeq and is a predicted model, not a curated record. The transcript has 6 exons. Gene Ontology annotation, cellular component: mitochondrion.
UUUCCAUGAGCCCUUCUUUCUUAAUUCUAACCCUCUAAUUAACUUAUUCUCCUGAAAACACCCUCCGCUCCAACCAAACCCGCUUUUCUUCCUCUCUUCCGGUUUCAAUCGCUUUCCCUUCCUCGUCUCCUCCCCGUUGCCAUGAGCUUCGUCGCUGCGAAACCAUACCGUAGACGCCUCCUCCUUCUCCUCCUCCGGAGGAGAACUGGAGCUACUGAUUUCUCCCCAACAUGCCCCCGCCGCUGCCCCUACGCCUCCUCUUCCAAUGCCCCCAUCGCCGCUGCCGAUCCAAGUUAUUUCAGCCGCAUCUUCCGCCCCGCGAAUCCGGCGUGGGGGAUCCGGCUCUUCUCCACGUCGGUCGAUCAAUUCUCUGGCGGCGACAAGAACCUCGAGCGAAUUUUCAUCCAGAACAUGACCGUGAAGCCCGUCGUCAUCGACGGCCUCGCGGUAGAAGAAGGAAGCGAAGCGGCGGCGGUUGGGUCGAAGGAGGGAAAAGAGGAGAUUGCCGAUGAUAAAAUUUCGGGAUUGGAGCAAACGGAGCAACCGGAAGUUGGGGAGGUGAAAGAGGAGUCCGAGGUGGAUAAGGAAGCGUGGAGACUUCUCAACAAGGCGGUCGUGAGCUACUGCGGGAGACCAAUUGGUACCGUGGCAGCCAACGAUGUGACUACUGCAGCAAACCAAGCGCUGAACUACGAUCAGGUGUUCAUUAGGGAUUUCGUGCCGUCUGCCAUAGCUUUCCUGCUCAAAGGGGAGAGUGAGAUCGUCCGGAACUUUCUCCUUCACACCUUGCAGCUUCAGAGUUGGGAGAAGACUGUUGAUUGCUAUAGCCCUGGACAAGGGUUGAUGCCAGCUAGUUUCAAAGUUAGAACUCUCCCCUUGGAUGGAAGUAAUGAAGCUUUUGAAGAGGUCUUGGACCCUGAUUUUGGAGAGUCUGCAAUUGGACGUGUAGCUCCGGUUGAUUCUGGAUUAUGGUGGAUUAUAUUGCUCAGAGCAUAUGGGAAGAUUACUGGGGACUAUGCAUUGCAAGAGAGAGUAGAUGUGCAAACAGGAAUUAGAUUGAUUAUGAAUUUGUGUUUGUCAGAUGGAUUUGACAUGUUUCCUUCUCUUUUAGUCACGGAUGGCUCAUGCAUGAUAGAUCGAAGGAUGGGUAUCCAUGGGCACCCACUUGAGAUCCAAGCAUUAUUUUAUUCUGCUUUGCGGUGCUCACGUGAAAUGAUCACUAUUGAUGAUGGAUCUAAGAAUCUGGUGCGUGCUAUCAACAACAGGCUGAGUGCCUUGUCAUUCCACAUAAGAGAGUACUAUUGGGUUGAUAUGAAGAAGAUAAAUGAAAUCUAUCGCUACAAGACGGAGGAGUACUCCUAUAAUGCCAUUAACAAGUUCAAUAUAUAUCCUGAACAAAUCCCCUCUUGGUUAGUUGACUGGAUUCCUGAGAAAGGAGGUUAUCUUAUUGGCAAUUUACAGCCAGCUCACAUGGACUUCCGGUUCUUCUCUCUUGGUAACUUUUGGGCUAUUACCUCCUCUCUAGCUACUCAGAGACAAGCUGAGGGUAUUUUAAAUCUUAUCGAAGAUAAAUGGGAUGAUCUUGUGGGACAUAUGCCUCUUAAAAUAUGUUAUCCUGCUCUAGAAUAUGAGGAAUGGCGUAUAAUUACAGGCAGCGAUCCCAAAAACACUCCAUGGUCAUAUCACAAUGGUGGGUCUUGGCCAACACUUUUAUGGCAGUUCACUUUGGCUUGCAUUAAGAUGGGCAGACGAGAAUUGGCACAGAAAGCUGUUGCAGUGGCUGAGAAGAGAUUGCCGAAUGACAGGUGGCCCGAAUAUUAUGAUACACGUACUGGAAGGUUUAUCGGGAAACAAUCUCGGCUGUAUCAGACGUGGAGCAUUGCUGGAUUCCUUGCUUCAAAAAUGCUAUUGGAAAAUCCAGCUGCUGCAGCAGUAUUAACAUGUGAUGAAGACAUCGAGCUUCUCGAAGCCUGUGCUUGUGGUCUGAGCAAGAAUGCUCGAAUCAAGUGUUCUCGCCUUGCAGCCAAAUCACAGAUUGUCUCUUAGCCUCACUCAUUUUGGUGGAAUAUACUGUAGCCCGGUUAAUCCUAGAACAAACAACACAGCAGAUUGAUUCAUUUAUAAGAAUACAAAAAAAAAGGAGUGACAUGGACUGGGAGAAUCAAGUUAUAGCUGAUCAGAAGAUGGAUAAGUUUGUACAUAUUACUUUAUCAGAUGCCAUUUCCCGUGUUCACGGUAUACUAUCAUAAAGAUGUUGGAUCCAGAAAUUGCUUUGCUGCAAUUUUCAUUCAUAAAGCUACAAGACUAAAUGAAGCCCUCAACUAUUCUUCAUUGGUUGAUGCAAUUUAUGGCAUUGUGGUGAUCGAUCCAACUAUUUUUUGUUGUAUUUUUUUUUUGUGCUGCUUUGCGCUCCACAUAACAGAUAGCUUCACAAAUAGUUAACACUUGUGGAUUAUCUCUUCUUUCAAGAGCUUUGAAGAACAAGAGAAGACCCGCCCGGCAAUUCCUUAAGCACUUGCUGCUAUUUGUACUCUUUCGAUAGGAUGCCUGAACACAUUUUUUUCUUUUCUUUUUUUAUUUCUUCUCCCUGUUGCCUUUGGUGAGUGGCUUGUUUUUGCAAGAAAAUGUGGAUCUGACUGUUCAAGGUAUUGCAAGCCACUGUCGGUUGAAAAUUACUAAUCUCAGCAAUGUCUGUGUUUUUAUCA